UUCACAAGUUUUAAAAUUUCAAAAAUCGAAAUUUAUAAGACCGCAAAGAACUGGUCAUUUUUUAUAGCAAAAGCCACCCACCACCGCCAGUUCGCCGCCCCUCAACCACCGCCGCGAAGUUCGCGGUUCCCUCUCGUUUGAAAUCCCUGUGUUCGAUUUUCUCAAUACAGUCUCCUCUCAAGUCAUUGUCCCCCACCAAUUUUUGAUCUGCAGCAUUUGAUCUUUAGGAAUCUUUCUCUAAAAACUGAGAUCGAGAGGCUGAAGGCGAAAUUUUGUGACCGGCGCCGUUUGGUGGUUUCCGAAUCAACUCGCGGAUUGGAGAUCGGAGAUGGAGAACCUCAUUGCAUUGGUUAACAGGCUGCAGAGGGCGUGCACCGCGCUCGGCGAUCACGGUGAGGAGAGCGCGCUGCCCACUCUCUGGGACGCACUACCUUCGAUUGCGGUCGUCGGUGGUCAGAGUUCGGGAAAGUCCUCUGUACUGGAGAGCAUUGUUGGAAAGGAUUUCUUGCCUCGAGGAUCUGGUAUUGUUACUAGACGACCACUUGUCUUGCAACUUCAUCGGAUUGACGAAGGUAGAGAAUAUGCCGAGUUUGGACAUCUUCCUAGAAAGAAAUUCACGGAUUUUGCUGCUGUGAGAAAAGAGAUUUCUGAUGAGACUGAUCGAGAGACAGGACGCAGUAAACAAAUAUCUACUGUUCCUAUAUAUCUUAGCAUUUAUUCUCCUAAUGUUGUGAAUCUGACUUUGAUCGAUCUUCCUGGGCUUACAAAAGUGGCUGUUGAGGGUCAGUCAGAAAGCAUAGUGAUGGACAUUGAGAACAUGGUGCGCUCCUAUAUUGAGAAGCCCAACUGUAUUAUUUUGGCAGUAUCUCCUGCCAACCAAGAUCUCGCAACUUCUGAUGCAAUUAAGAUCUCGCGUGAAGUAGACCCAAAAGGAGAGAGAACAUUUGGUGUGUUAACAAAGAUUGAUCUGAUGGAUAAGGGUACCGAUGCUGUAGAUAUGCUGGAGGGAAGAGCAUAUAAGCUGCAAUUCCCAUGGAUAGGUGUUGUUAAUCGCUCACAAGCUGACAUCAAUAAAAAUGUAGACAUGAUUGCUGCUAGAAGAAGAGAGCGGGAGUAUUUUGCUCAAACCCCAGAGUACAAGCAUCUUGCUCACAGGAUGGGUUCUGAGCAUCUAGGGAAAGUUCUAUCUAAACAUUUGGAAGCUGUCAUCAAAUCUCGAAUUCCAGGCCUUCAGUCACUCAUCAACAAGACUAUUAUUGAGCUAGAAACUGAACUGAGUCGCCUUGGAAAGCCAAUUGCAACUGAUGCUGGGGGAAAGUUGUACAUGAUUAUGGAGAUCUGCCGCAUAUUUGAUGGAAUAUUCAAAGAGCAUCUCGAUGGAGUUCGACCUGGUGGUGAUAAGAUAUACAAUGUUUUUGAUAACCAAUUACCAGCUGCGUUGAAACGCUUGCAGUUUGACAAGCAUCUGGCAAUGGAAAAUGUCCGGAAAUUAAUAACUGAAGCUGAUGGAUAUCAGCCUCAUCUUAUAGCACCCGAGCAGGGUUAUCGUCGUCUCAUCGAAACUGCCUUGAUUACAAUCAAAGGUCCUGCUGAGGCAGCUGUUGAUGCGGAGCUGAAGCAGUAUCCUUCUUUAAGAGUGGAGGUUGGGAAUGCGGCAGUUGAGUCAUUAGAGAGGAUGAAGGAAGAAAGCAGGAAGGCCACUCUACAGUUAGUAGAAAUGGAGAACAGCUACUUGACUGUUGACUUCUUCCGGAAGCUUCCUCAGGAUGUCGAGAAGGGUGGCAAUCCAACCCAUUCGAUUUUCGACAGAUAUAACGACACUUAUCUCCGGAGAAUCGGAUCAACUGUCUUGUCUUAUGUCAAUAUGGUUUGUGCGGGCCUGAGGAACUCCAUUCCAAAGUCCGUUGUUUAUUGUCAAGUCCGUGAGGCAAAGCGCAGCUUACUCGAUCAUUUCUUCACUGAAUUAGGCAAAAAAGAGGGGAGACAGUUGGGUAAACUAUUAGACGAGGAUCCAGCAAUCAUGCAGCGGCGUCUCUCUCUUGCAAAGAGGCUCGAGUUGUACAGAUCAGCCCAAGCAGAGAUUGAUACCGUAGCUUGGUCUAAAUAAAGAGACGGUGUUGACUAGUCUCUUUUACGGCUUUAUUUUUUGUAUUUUCCCUAUCGAACGAUAGUGUAGGUAAUGUUGACUUCCUAUACAUGAUUCUUUGAUACUCUGUUGAGAAUUUGAGCAAUAUAUUUAGCUCGUUCGCCAAGUUUGUCCGGUGACCGGCAUACUGCUUCGUUUUUUUGGCCAUACUGUUGAUUUCUGUGGCCGAUUUGAAUUUAUUUUCUUGUGGUCAUGAAGAUUUUUGUAUUUUGGUUAAGACGGUUUUCUAUUCUAGCAUGAGUAUAAAAAAUAAUUUUUAUUA
Striga asiatica is the source of this 2408-nucleotide messenger RNA. The record is from the annotation of a GenBank genome assembly. Lineage: Eukaryota; Viridiplantae; Streptophyta; Magnoliopsida; Lamiales; Orobanchaceae.